Molecule: messenger RNA, 2480 nt
Organism: Seriola dumerili (greater amberjack)
Lineage: Eukaryota; Metazoa; Chordata; Actinopteri; Carangiformes; Carangidae
Gene: pim3
Product: Pim-3 proto-oncogene, serine/threonine kinase
Exons: 6
Coding region: 383-1375 (330 amino acids)
Biological process (GO): negative regulation of apoptotic process; regulation of mitotic cell cycle; protein autophosphorylation
Cellular component (GO): cytoplasm
Molecular function (GO): ATP binding; protein serine/threonine kinase activity
Source: RefSeq, a predicted model, not a curated record
GAUAACUACACACUGCGGAGGGCCUUUAAACGCAGUCUACGGUCGAUACGGCUACCAUACACAUCGGAGUGUUUGGUUUUUUUUUUUUACAUAUCUAAGAGGACUGUUUUCAUCGGAGGUGCUCGAGUCGAGACACAGAAGUCAGAUUUCAUGCCGGUUUUCGGGAAACGGUGUACGACUUCACGGUCGUGACACGACUUUGACGGGCGCGGUGCGGCGGAGUUGGCGCACUGCUGGACUGGAUAUAUUAUUCGUUUGCAGCCAAGACGGUCCGCACCACCAUUUAAACUGAGCCUGAAUUCACUCCUGCUCAUACUAUAUCUGUUCUUCUGACUCUCUACGGGUGAAUAGGGAUCGUCUACGCCGGCUUUUCAGCUCGAAUAUGUUGCUGUCAAAGUUUGGUUCAUUUUCGCAUAUUUGCAAUCCUUCAAGUAUGGACCAUCUACCAGUGAAAAUACAGCUCCAGCCAGUCAAAGUUGAGAAGGAGCCCUUCGAAAAGGUUUACCAAGUGGGAUCUGUGCUGGGCAGCGGAGGUUUUGGAACAGUCUACGCCGGCAGCCGGAUCUCUGAUGGCGCACCGGUUGCUGUGAAACAUGUUGCGAAGGAGAGGGUGACCGAGUGGGGCACAAUUAAUGGAUCUAUGGUGCCUUUGGAAAUCCUGCUGCUGAAGAAGGUCAGCUCGUCUUUUCGCGGAGUUAUCAAAUUGCUGGACUAUUACGAGCGGGCGGACGGCUGGCUGAUCGUUAUGGAGAGGCCGGAGCUCGUCAAGGACCUUUUCGACUUCAUCACUGAGAAGGGCGCCCUGGACGAGGACACGGCUCGCGGCUUUUUCCGCCAGGUUUUGGAGGCGGUCAGACACUGCUACAGCUGCGGUGUAGUACACAGAGACAUCAAAGAUGAAAACCUGCUUGUGGAUCUACGCACCGGGGAGCUCAAGCUUAUUGACUUUGGCUCAGGGGCGAUUCUCAAGGACACAGUCUACACCGAUUUCGAUGGUACAAGAGUGUACAGCCCACCAGAGUGGAUCCGCUUCCAUAGAUACCAUGGUCGCUCAGCGACAGUGUGGUCGCUAGGUGUGCUGCUGUAUGACAUGGUGUGUGGAGACAUCCCCUUUGAGCAAGAUGAGGAGAUCCUCAGAGGGAGACUGUACUUCAGGAGGAGGAUUUCAGCCGAGUGCCAGCAGCUGAUCAAAUGGUGCCUGGCCCUGCGGCCCUCAGACCGACCCACCCUGGAGCAGAUUUGCGACCACCCUUGGAUGAGGGCGACGACCGAGUCGCCCAAAUCGCCAGAGGAGCCGGUCGCCGGUGACAUCCGCCUCAGGACCAUCGACACAGACUCUUCGUCAAGCACAAGCUCGAGCAAGGAGAGCCUCUGAGGAUGGCUCUGAUGGACUGAAAAGACUUUCUGGGGAAAGAAGAGGUGGGGAUGGAGGGAGUGAUAUGGACUUGAGGCCAGCAGCCUGUAGCCCUAAUGGCCCAUCAGUGGCUGGGCGCUUGACUCCACUGGUCCGGCAAGAAAAUGUACUUUAAUGUUCCUCUUUUUGUAGGGAAUUUCUAAUUUAUUACUAUUUGUUCUUCCUUAUCUUAUACCCCCCCUCCCCUCUUUUUUCUUUCAGUUGACUAUACUUGUUUCCUUAAUGGGAAACAUUUUGCUGUUUGGGCGGUCUUACCAGCACUAUUUAUUCCCCCUCCCCCCUUUUUAACUUUAUUUUACUCGUUUUGUUACUAGGCUGGUAUAUGCAGCUGGCAAGGCCCUCCUAUUCAGACAUGGCUGCUCUCAUAGAGCUUGGAGAAAAACCUUUUUAUUUAAAUGUUUUAAUUUUGAUUUUGGAGUGCCUUUUUUUGGAAAGCUGCUUUUCUGGGGGCUUUCGUCAACAACUCUGUUUUAUGGAGCCUGGCCUGGCGGUUAAGUUGCCUGCGCUGUGAUGGAAGGAGGGGUUUGGGCUGUUCUUUUUUUUUUUUUUUUUUUUUUUUUUUUCGAUUUUUGUUUUGUUUGUUUUUUUUGUUUCUUUCCCCUCCUCUCCAUCACUGUAAGCCAACCAGCCCCAGCCAAGAGGCUAAGAUAGCAUUAGAUAGGAGAGAAGGAGGUGGGGGCUCUUCCUGACAAUGGAAUACUUGAAACACACUCGACUCAACUCUGUGUCGCUCUCUUUAACGCUGCUCACUCACUCUAUAGCCUGAACAGGUGUUUGGAAACUGGAUCCUGUCUUUUCUGAAUGUCUACAAAAUGUCAACACACACACACCUCCCCCCCACCACCUUUCUCUCCCUUUCUUCCCCCCAUGCCUGUUGCGGGCCUAUAUGGCCCCCCCUUUCAACUUAUCUUUUCUGUUCUGUUGCCUCCCGCCAUCUCACUGCUUAACACUACAUGGCCCCCACCCCUGGCCUCCCUCAGGGUUUGGGGUGUGAAAUGCACAGUCAAUGCAAUAUUCAUGGACUCAAUUAUGUUUUUUUUUUUUUUUUUUUUUUGUGUUUUUCUUU